Molecule: messenger RNA, 4755 nt
Organism: Felis catus (domestic cat)
Lineage: Eukaryota; Metazoa; Chordata; Mammalia; Carnivora; Felidae
Gene: PDE4A
Product: phosphodiesterase 4A
Exons: 15
Coding region: 215-2830 (871 amino acids)
Biological process (GO): signal transduction
Cellular component (GO): nucleus; perinuclear region of cytoplasm; cytosol
Molecular function (GO): 3',5'-cyclic-AMP phosphodiesterase activity
Source: RefSeq, a predicted model, not a curated record
GCGGAGCAGAGCGCCGGCCGCCGACCGAAAGCCGCGGCGCCCGGCCCGGGGGCGAUCGGCCCGUAGCGCCCCCGGGUCUGUCCCCGGGGCGCCAUGGCCCCAGCGAGGCCGGGCGCACCCGCGGGGCCCCGGGCGCGUCGGCUAGCGCGCCGCUGAGCAGGGUAAAGCUCGGAGAGGCCGGGGCCCCCCCGGGGCACAGGAAGGGGCCGGCGCCAUGGAGCCCCCGGCCGCCCCUUCGGAGAGGAGCCUGUCUCUGUCUCUGCCCGGGCCCCGGGAGGGCCAGGCCACCCUGAAGCCGCCCCCACAGCACCUGUGGCGGCAGCCGCGGACCCCUAUCCGUAUCCAGCAGCGCGGCUACUCUGACAGCGCGGAGCGCGCAGAGCCCGAGCGGCCGCCACACCGGCCCAUAGAGCGCGCCGACGCCGUGGACACCGGCGACCGGCCCGGCCUGCGCACUUCUCGCAUGUCCUGGCCCUCGUCCUUCCACGGUACCGGCACCGGCAGCGGCGGCGCGAGCGGAGGCAGCUGCAAGCGCUUCGAGGCGGAGAAUGGGCCCACGCCAUCUCCUGGCCGCAGCCCCCUGGACUCGCAGGCGAGCCCGGGCCUCGUGCUGCACGCCGGGGGGGCUAUCAGCCAGCGCCGGGAGUCCUUCCUGUACCGCUCGGACAGUGACUACGACAUGUCACCCAAAACCAUGUCCCGGAACUCGUCGGUCACCAGCGAGGCGCACGCUGAGGACCUCAUUGUGACACCUUUCGCCCAGGUGCUGGCCAGUCUCCGGAGUGUUCGCAGCAACUUCUCACUCCUGACCAAUGUGCCCAUUCCCAGCAACAAACGGUCCCCGCUGGGCGGCCCAACCCCCGUCUGUAAGGCCACGCUGUCAGAAGAGACAUGUCAACAACUGGCCCGGGAGACACUGGAGGAGCUGGACUGGUGCCUGGAGCAGCUGGAGACCAUGCAGACCUACCGCUCCGUGAGCGAGAUGGCAUCUCACAAGUUCAAGAGGAUGUUAAACCGUGAACUCACACACCUGUCAGAGAUGAGCAGGUCAGGAAACCAGGUCUCUGAGUACAUCUCCACCACAUUCCUGGACAAGCAGAAUGAAGUGGAGAUUCCAUCACCCACGAUGAAGGAUCGAGAAAAACAGCCAGCUCCCCGCCAGAGACCUUCCCAGCAGCCCCCGCCCCCUGGGCCGCAAUUCCAGCCCAUGUCUCAGAUCACGGGGGUGAAGAAGCUGAUGCAUAGCAGCAGCCUGAGUGACUCCAGCAUCCCCCGCUUUGGGGUGAAGACCAACCAAGAAGAGCUCCUGGCCCAAGAACUGGAGAACCUGAACAAGUGGGGUCUGAACAUCUUCUGCGUAUCCGAAUACGCCGGAGGCCGUUCCCUCAGCUGCAUCAUGUACACGAUAUUUCAGGAGCGUGACCUGCUGAAGAAAUUCCGCAUCCCAGUGGACACCAUGGUGACAUAUAUGCUGACCCUGGAGGACCACUACCACCCCGACGUGGCCUACCACAACAGCCUGCACGCGGCCGAUGUGCUGCAGUCCACCCACGUGCUGCUGGCCACACCCGCGCUAGAUGCUGUGUUCACGGACCUGGAGAUUCUUGCCGCCCUCUUCGCGGCCGCUAUUCAUGACGUAGACCACCCUGGGGUCUCCAACCAGUUCCUCAUCAACACUAAUUCGGAGCUGGCGCUCAUGUACAACGAUGAGUCGGUGCUGGAGAACCACCACCUGGCCGUGGGCUUCAAGCUGCUGCAGGAAGACAACUGCGAUAUCUUCCAGAACCUCAGCAAGCGCCAGCGGCAGAGCCUGCGCAAGAUGGUCAUCGACAUGGUGCUGGCCACGGACAUGUCCAAACACAUGACCCUCCUGGCAGACCUGAAGACCAUGGUGGAGACCAAGAAGGUGACCAGCUCGGGGGUCCUCCUGCUGGACAACUACUCCGACCGCAUCCAGGUCCUUCGGAACAUGGUGCACUGUGCAGACCUCAGCAACCCCACCAAGCCACUCGAGUUGUACCGCCAGUGGACCGACCGCAUUAUGGCCGAAUUCUUCCAGCAGGGGGACCGUGAACGUGAGCGGGGCAUGGAGAUCAGCCCCAUGUGCGACAAGCACACAGCCUCGGUGGAGAAGUCUCAGGUGGGUUUCAUCGACUAUAUCGUGCACCCGCUGUGGGAGACGUGGGCUGACCUGGUCCACCCGGACGCCCAGGAGAUCCUGGACACGUUAGAGGACAACAGAGACUGGUACUACAGCGCCAUUCGCCAGAGCCCAUCACCGCCGCCUGAGGAGGAGCCCAGGGGGCCAGGCCACCCACCCCCACCUGAUAAGUUCCAGUUUGAGCUGACGCUGGAAGAGGAAGAUGAGGAGGAGGUGUCUACCGCCCCGGGUGCAUUCACGGUGCAGGGAUUGUCCGUGGCUCAGGAUGCGUCCCCAGCUGAGGAACUCUUGGAGGUCGAUGGCCAGGAUAUGCCCACGGAGGGGAAGGUACAGGAACCUUGCUGCACGCAGCAAGCAGACUCGGCCGGUAGUGUGGCUGCGGGCAAGGACGAGGCCACGUCCCCAGACGCAUCCGUGGAUGCCGUAGGCCGCAGCGGCCCCCUGGCCCUGUCUGCCGAGACCCCCCUUCCGCCCGCCUUGAGGACCCCGCCCCCUCCAGAGGACACCCCGGGCCUCCCGGGCCUCCCCUCCACGGCGGCCGAGGCGGGGGCCCAAAAAGAGCAUCAGGCUGCCAAGAGGGCGUGCAGUGCCUGCACAGGAACGUCCGGCGAGGACCCCCCCCCACUCCCAGCUCCUGGGGGGUGGGGGUCAGCUGGAGGCCCUACCUGAACCCCGGCCCCGACACCCUCCUGCUCUCCCCGGCUCCCUUCACCACCAUUACCCCACGACCGCCUCCUCCACUGCCUCAAAGACUCUUGGGCCUCCAGAGAAAAAAGAAAACAGAAAAGUGGGGUUUUUUCUCUUUUCUUUUUUUCCUCUUUCCCCCCACCCCCACCCACGGGGCCUCUUUUUGGAGGUGGGGGCUGGGGAACAAGGGGCGGAGGUCCCGGAAGGGAUUUUAUUUUUGGAAUUUUAAUUGUUACAUUUUUAGAAAAAGAAAAAAAAAAAAAAAAACAGGAUGAAACACAGCAACUGUAGAUCUCCUGUUCCCGACUACCCCUUGUGUCCCAUCUCCUGCCACCUCCCCCUGCCCCCGGGCCCCAGGCUCAGUCUUCCGGCCUCCUAGGGCUCUUGGCCUGGGCCCAAGCAGGCAUAACGCCUCCCUUUGGGGCUUUUCUUCUGAAUUUUGGAGGGUCUCCGGAACCCAACCAGGAAUAGCCAUUCCGGGCGGGGGACUCAGGGGGGGCUGCCACCAUGGGAGGCCCCAGCUCCAGCCCCUCUCUGGCGCACUGCCCCCCCCCCCCAGAAGUCUCCCGCCUCAUUUUGCACAAACCUGGCAAUACUAACCCGAGGGAUAGGGACCUGGAGAGGGGAGCUGCGUGCUUUAAGAUGCAGCAGAGGCGGGUAUUGGAGGGACAUUCACACCACCAACCUCCCCCCCCCCCCCCCGCCCCUCCACCUGCCACCCUCUUCGCCUUCCACUUUGGGUUCCGUUUGAAUUUUCUCCAUGGGGGGGGGGGAUGGCUCCGAACCACACCCCUCCUUCCAGCUGCUUCUCCUCUUGUUUCUGCCUUAAUGAUUCCCAUGGCCAUAGGAGAGGGGUUCGCAGUGGCCCCCAUCCUGGGCACCCCCCCCCCAGCAUCCUCCUGACCCCCUUCACGACCCUUUGCCCUAGGAGGAAGCAAUAACAAUGUACACCCACAUCCCCUUUCUGGGCAACCCUCUCCCACCCUGGCACCAAAGUCCUUUCUACUCUGUCCCCAUCUGGCCACGCCCCUCCCCCCCCGCCCCCCCCCCCCCCCCCCCGAGCUAUUCCUGCAGCAAUACGACAGACAGAUGCAAGGCCAUUUUUCUCCAAGCCAUGGGGGACUGUUUGGAAGGAAAGACCCCCUCUUCCCCCCUCCUUUCUGCCCUUUGGCCCAGUUCUGCAGCUGGGCAAGGCAGGACCUCUCUCUCCUCCCCCCACCCCCCACUCUGAGCACACGGUACUGUAGCCCCCCCCCCCCCCCCCCCCCGGCUGCCCCAGCCUUCCAUCUGUCUGUCCAUCCCUGUGGGGAGUACCACCUGCUCCCACCCCCGUGAUGCUGUACAGGGUUCAUUUUUGUAGCGAAAGUAGUUUCUGUCCCAGCCAGUGACUGGAGUGGGACUUCUUUGGGUUUUCUUUCUUUUUUUUUUCUUCUUUCUCUCUCUCUCUCUCUCUCUUUUUUUUUUUUUUUUUUUUGUACAUACUGUAAGGUUGGUUUGUAAAUUAUUCUACAGAGGCAAAAAGGGAAAAUACACUUGCCCUUCCCCAGCUGACCCAGCCAGGGGAAGGAGGAGGGGUGGGGGUCUCCCAGAGAGAGAGUCCCCAUUCCCACUGUAUUAUACAAACUGUACCAUAGACCCCGCAAGGGUGGGUUCAGUGCUGCCGUUUGAUGGGAAGUCGUGUCAUCGUGGGGGGUGAGGGCUGAGCAGAGCCUGCCCCUUGCCCUGUCCCCGGGUGUGACUGGUGAGAUGGAACCCCACCCCCAAUCAGGGCUCCUCUCCCCAGCGGGGGGGGCGCAGGGCCCCCUCAGCCGCUCUUGUGUUGUCCCCUCUGACGAUCAAUCAGUCGGUCCGUUGAUCGAUAAUCAAUCCUUCGAUCUCGUCUCCAAUUAAACCGAGGAUUUCACUGA